UAAAAAUGAAUUAAAACUGUUAACAUAAUUUUGACCAUAUUUCUGGGUUUCGAGAAAAAAUAUAUUGAAUGCACACUGCUUUUGAUUGUAUUCCAAUACUCGAUAAACUAGCAUCUCAAAUCGAAGUUCUAGUAGGAUAUGAUAAUGUAAUUUUAUUUGGAACAAAGCAAGGGCAUCUCUGGAAAUAUCAUAUUGAUUAUAAUAAUGAUUUAAAAUUAACAGAUACUUACAACAAUUUCACUAAAAAAACUUUAUCACAACUUCAUGUUGAUACUCAUCAUAAAAUACUCAUAUAUUUAUCUGACAAUAUGAUUAAUAUAUGUGACUUGGAAACAUUUGAAAAUAUAUCAACUUUAAGUAAAACCAAAGGUGCUUCACAAUUUUCUAUUGAUUAUUGGUUAUUAUUGAACACAGGUACUAAUGUGACUGCACAGUUAUCAUUUUGUGUUUUAAUAAAAAAAAGACUCAUAUUUUAUCAAUGGAAAAAUAAAUAUCCAGUAGAAUAUUCUCAAGAAGCUACUUUACCUGAAAUACCAAAGACUUUUAUUUGGUUUAAAGACUCAAUUAUUUUUGCAACCAAAUCAGAAUAUUUUACUUUUGCAAUAAAUACAGGAUUAGUUAAAGAACUUUUUCCUGCUGGUAAAAAUGGAGAUCCUAAGAUAUGUGCAAUGUUUUUACCAUCCUCUAAAAUAUUACUAAAUUCCUAUAAUAAAAUAUAUGAUCACAACGUCAAAACGGAGAAAACAAAACAGUUGCCUUCCACUUCCACAAAUUCAUAUAAUAAUAACUUGCUUAUUUCCAAAGAAAUUGACACCUUAAAGGAUAAUGUUAAAAUUAAUACCGAUGCCAAUUUUGUGCACUCAGAAAUGGUUUACUUUAACGAUCCAAAAAAAAAUAUUAUAGCAGGAUUAUGCAAAGAUGAAAUUACAGUUUUGUACGAUAUAUCGAAUCAACAGAUUAUACACAAAAAUGUUGUAACUUGGACAGAAGCUCCGAUUUAUUUGAAAUUUCUAAACCCUUAUAUGAUAGCCUUAUUACCGCAAAAUAUUGAAAUUCGUACUAUACAACCAAAGUUAUUGAUUCAAACUAUUCCAAUAAAUAAGGCUAAAGGAGUCGAGAUAUCAUCAAAAGGCAUAUAUGUUUGGUCCGCUACAACUUUACAUUUAUUGAAACCGAGGAAUUUUAACAACCAAAUGAACGAGUUGAUUCAGAUCAAACAAUUUGAGUUGGCGUUACGAUUAACUGAUAUCUCAUGUUUAGACGACUUGGAAAGGGAAAGGGCUAUUAAGAAUAUACAAUACAUGCACGCUAAAACCCUUUUUAACCAAAAAAGAUAUAAAGAUUCAAUGUAUCUAUUCGGCCGUCUUAAAAUAGAUCCAACUAAAGUCUUGAAUCUAUAUCCCAACAUGUUGCCUUCCGAUUUUGACGAUAUAAUUAGUAAACUUGACAAAACGAGUUCCGAUAAUUUCCAAGAAACAGAAUGCGACUCCCCGACUUCCCCUUAUGAUAAUAAUCAAGAAAAUAAUAAUUUCACGAUGAAGACUCAAGAAAUAGAUUGGAACAACGCUCUCUUGGCUUUGAUCGAGUACUUAACCGAGAUGAGAGUUUAUUUUUUUGCCUUGCUAAAUGAAAAUAAUGGAACAUUUAUCGAUAAAGCGUCGAAUUCUGAAUAUCUCAAAAUCAUAGACACAUGCUUGCUAAAAUGUUAUUCAAAAACGAACGACGCGCUUAUAGGACCCUUGUUACGUUUGCCCAAAAAUUUCUGUGAUACUAAAGUUUGCGAAAGAAUCCUUAAAAAACGCGGCAAAAAUGAAGAACUAGUUAUACUUUAUCAAAGAACAGGCUUGCACAGAAAAGCCCUCAACACAUUGGUAUCGGUCAUCGACCACAAUUUGGUUAUUGAUAGGGAAAAUGAUAAGGAUGAAGAUACUGCUAGGGCCCAUAACAUAGAAAGACUAGUGACAUAUUUACAGCGUUUAGGUCCUAAUCAUAUCGAUAUGAUAUUGGAAUACUCAAUUAAUAUCAUUAAAGAAAGACCAGAGGAUGCUUUAAAGAUUUUUACAGAAGACAUUCCUGAAGUUGAAAGUUUGGAUCGUGAAAAGAUACUAUAUUUUCUUAUCAAACACUCUCCGGACCUUAUAAUACCAUAUUUAGAAUACAUAAUUGAUGAAUGGGAAGAUCAAAAUACCUUGUUUCACAACGCGCUCAUUAAUCAAUAUAGAGAAAAGGUGCAAUAUGAAAUAGAAUACUUUCGAACAGAAUACUUGGCUAAUGAAAAUGCUUUAUACAAUAUAUCUCAAUGGAAUAUCUUAUUAAAUGGAUAUAGCACGAAUUACGAUAACAAGAUUAAAAAUACGCUAAAUCAAGAUAAUAAUUUAAAGCAAAAUGGCGAAAAUAUAAUAGCUCAAGAUGCCCAACAAGUUUUGAUACCGGUGAAAGAUAUGCAUGAUACAGAUAUUGAAAGCAUUAAAAUAAUGCUCGAUGAUGAUGAAUCUACCAACUCUUUGGAAUUCUACGAAAAACAAGUUAGAAUGGGGAAAAGUUUGGGCAAGAUCAAACAUUUUAGACGCAAACUAAGGUUUAUAUUAGAGGAGUCUGAAUACUAUAUGCCCGAUACACUUAUCAUCAAUUUUCCAAUUCGAGACUUUAAUUUGGAACGAGCUAUUUUAUUUGGUAAAAUGUCAAAACACGAGUCAGCGCUUGCGAUAUAUUGUCACGUAUUAAAUGAUAUUCCUUUGGCCUUAAAACAUUGUCACAAAUAUUAUUACAGGAAUAAUGCUUCAAAUAUAUAUUUUCAGCUGUUCAGCACCCUUAUAGACCCUCCGGAUCUGAUAGAAUUAAAAAAUUUGCCCAAUGACACACCAGAUUUCAAUUAUUCUCAUAACAAUUUGGACGAAGAAACGUUGGAAAAGUUUAACGAGAAUGUGCGAUUAAAACCAGAAUCAGAUUUUACAUCAGCUCUUAAAAUUUUGCUAGAGCAUUACGACAAAAUACCAAUAUUGAAAGUACUGGAAAAAUUUCCAUCUAACAUUGAAAUAGGCCAAUUAUAUGAUUAUAUUAUCGAAUCACUCACCGCAUCUUAUCAAAAAAUAAAUCACGACCAGAUACUGAAAGGGCUAUUAUAUUCUCAGGAUAUUAAAGUUCAAGAAGAAAAAUUUACUCUGCUUUCACAAAAAAUCACGCUUUCAGACCAAAAUACAUGUAAAAUUUGCAAAAAAAGGAUUAGUAGUGCAUAUGUUCGCUAUCCUGAUACAACCUUCGCUCAUUAUUAUUGCUUCAAGGAAUGAUGAUUCUUACAACUAAUUUUGAUCAAAGCAAUGUUUAUUUUAAAAAAAAUUGUUACUAAUAUUGUUAAGAAAGAUUUAUGCUAUUAUUUAUAUAU
Molecule: messenger RNA, 3382 nt
Organism: Gordionus sp. m RMFG-2023
Lineage: Eukaryota; Metazoa; Nematomorpha; Gordioida; Chordodea; Parachordodidae
Product: vam6/Vps39-like protein
Exons: 22
Coding region: 69-3287 (1072 amino acids)
Biological process (GO): vesicle-mediated transport; endosomal vesicle fusion; autophagy
Cellular component (GO): membrane; cytoplasm
Source: RefSeq, a predicted model, not a curated record